GUAUCACAGGAAAAGAUGACCUUACUGUGGGUGCAGUUACAAGUGGAAGAGUGAAUUUUUACCCCUGGACGAUAGAUAAUAAAUAUUAUUCUGCAGAUAUUCACCUCUGUGUAGUGCCAAACACCUUUCUUGUUACUGGAGAUAUUGCUGAAUCGGUCCAAGCAUUUGUUGUGUACUUCGACAGCACAAUAAAAACUGGACUUGACAGCGUCUCUGAAUGGCUCCCCCUCACAGAAGAGUGGUUACCAGAAGUCAUGAUCCUGGUUUGUAACAGAGUAUCUGAAAAUGGUGUUAACAGACAGAAAGCUCAAGAAUGGUGCAUCAAGCAUGGCUUUGAACUGGUAGAACUUAACCCAGAGGAACUGCCUGAUGAAGAUGAUGAUUUUCCAGAGUCCACAGGAGUGAAACGAAUUGUACAAGCCUUGAACGCCAACGUGUGGUCCAACGUAGUAAAAAACGACAGGACCCAGGGCUUUGGGCUUCUCAGCACGUUGGCAGGUGCGAACUGUAGCAUUGGGGCAGAAGAGAGCCGAGAUACAGAACCCGAUCCAGCAGCAGCAGACAGAGAAGAACCCCAUUUGGAUGACGGAGGAGCCGGCACAAACAGCCUGCAGGCUGACGACGCUGUAGAUCCCACGUUAGAUACGGACAUCCAGGAGUUGGCCAGCCUCACCACGAGGGACGGGGACCUGGAGAACUUCGAGAGGCUGUUUUCAAAGCUGAAAGAAAUGAAAGAUAAAGCUGCAACGUUGCCUCACGAGCAAAGAAAACUACACGCUGAGAAGGUGGCCAAAGCGUUCUGGAUGGCAAUUGGAGGAGACAGAGAUGAAAUCGAAGGUCUUUCUUCGGAUGAAGAAAACUAA
This is a messenger RNA of Apaloderma vittatum (bar-tailed trogon), 863 nucleotides long. RefSeq names its product alpha- and gamma-adaptin binding protein (gene AAGAB). The record is from RefSeq and is a predicted model, not a curated record. The annotation marks the transcript as partial. Lineage: Eukaryota; Metazoa; Chordata; Aves; Trogoniformes; Trogonidae. The transcript has 9 exons.